Molecule: messenger RNA, 2662 nt
Organism: Rhododendron vialii
Lineage: Eukaryota; Viridiplantae; Streptophyta; Magnoliopsida; Ericales; Ericaceae
Product: protein NLP7-like
Exons: 6
Coding region: 201-2474 (757 amino acids)
Molecular function (GO): protein binding; DNA-binding transcription factor activity
Source: RefSeq, a predicted model, not a curated record
GGAAAUGGAGAUGAAUUGAGAGCCUGAGCCCUUUGGUCCGCCUGAGCCGCCCUGGACCCUGGUAUGCAUCUGCUGGGCCCCGCACCAGUUGAAUAAAUAAAAUUCCACGGUGACGACAGUACUCCUCCUGUAGUUAGAAUUAGAUAAUAGAGGGAAGUGUUCAGGGGCAACUGGGUUCAUUCAUCUGCAAAGAAUUCAAGAUGAUGAUGCCCAUACACGGAAGUGUUGAUGAUGCCCAUACAAUCCUUGGAGUUGAGGAGGACUAUUUCCCUCCCGAUUUCAAGGAAUACAUACGAAAGGAACGACUCUAUUGGUCGCGAUUUGUAGAAGAUCAAGAUUAUUUUUACCACCGUCCGACUUUUGGCUGGGUUUUCUGGAGCCAACUCGAUAAUUUUGCGGACUUAAUCAGAAAUGCUCUCCAAAAAUUGAUAUCCAAGGAUGAACUUCGUUUGCACCUAGUUCAAUUUUGGGCACCCACAAAAACGUCCGAGGGGCGGACUUUGCUUACAACUCAAUUCCAACCUUUUGCUCUUGGUAAAACAUCAUAUGCUCCUGGUAAAACAUCAUAUGCCCCGGGUGCGAGAAAUAGUCUUUGUGAGUAUAGGAUGGGGAUGUGUAGGGAGUAUAACUCCUUCUACGCAGAUGCAGAGUGUGCAGAAGAACAACUUGGGCUUCCUGGCCGUGUCUUCCUCAAUCAACACCCCGAAUCCACUCCAGAUGCGAGGCAUUACACUCUCAAAGAGUAUCCACAGCGCGACCUUGCUUUACAUUGCGGGAUUGGAUCAUCUUGGGCUGAGCCAGUGUUCCACCAUUUCAGCCACACCUGUGUUGGUGUACUUGAGAUUGUGUCUCCGCGCUCCAUGGUUCGAGAUUGGCAUGACAAAUCUUUCCUCGGCGAAAUGUAUGACAUUUUUCAGGAGUUUGGUCUGCAAUGUUUUGUUGGAUAUAACCACUACGAAAUGGAAGAGUUUGGUUUGCUAUGUUUUGAUGGAUAUAAACACUACGAAAUGCAAAUCGGGGAUGAAAAUAAAGCACGCACAACUGCCUUCCAGGAACUCAAGACGGUGUUGGAAACGGUGUGCAGAAUUCAUAAGCUACCCUUGGCUAUGACAUGGGUCCCUUGCAGUGCUUGCAACUAUUUACUGCGAGGGCAACUCCGGUCCAAGGGUGUGGAAGUUAUUGGGCGCAGCAACUACCACAAAGCCUCGCUCAUAGAAGUCAGUAAAUGCAGUCACUUAAGAACGGGAGUGGUUGCCGGGAUGGUACUUUCAUCUUCUAACAUAUUAUACUGCUCGGAUAUAACCCAACUCAACUUAGUUGAGUACCCCUUGGUACCCUAUGCACGAGAUUGCAAAUUCCGUGGUUGGUUCACAAUAUGCUUGCAGAGCAGUGACACUGCAAAUGACAUUCAUGUACUAGAGUUUUUUUUGCCCAGCACUAAAAAAUCAUGGACCUCAUUGAGCUUGAUAUUGGGAACAAUGGAGGAAAAUUUCAGAACUUUUAAGCUUGCUUCUGGGCAAGAACUGGGGGAUUUAUUAUCAGUUGAAGUUAUGGAUUUUCAGAAGGGUCUAAAACUUCAUUCUCGUGAAAAGAUCCAAGCUAAGGGUGGAGGAGUGCGGUUGCAGCUACGUCAAUUGGAUCAGGCAUCAACGGGUGCCAUACCCGGUGGAAUGAAUGUCGUCUUUAGUGAAGAUCAAAACAUACCUCGUCUUGAAGCCAUGCAGAAUGGAGAAGUGACGCUGCAACUAGAUUCAUCUCAUCAGCCCCCAUUGGAUCCUCCAAACAAUGGACAGCAUGUCGUCAUUGCAGAACGAAACAUCAGUACAGUUACUAGCUUAGAAGAACGCAAAAGAAAGACGCAAAGGGUUGAUAAGGGAACUGGAGUUAGAAUUGAAGUUUCUUUAGAGGAUAUCCUUAAAUGUGAGAAAAUGAGUCGUGCAGAUGCUGCAGAAACACUCCAAGUUAGCGUAUCGACAUUGAAGCGUGUAUGUAGGGGUUAUGGUAUGGAUCGGUGGGCACCUCACAACAUUGAAAAGUUGCGUUCCUUUUGGCCCUCGCCUGUUGAGAAUGAGGGACAAACCCGACAACGUCUAAAUUCUGGUUUGCCUUCGAAUCAAGGCUUGGAUUGUGUUGCUCACACUAAGCCAGCAUUCCAUGAUUUGCCUUCGAAUCAAGCCUCGGAUAGUGUUGCUCACACAAAGCCAGCAUUCCAAGAUGCGGAUAUAGUGACAAUUAAGGCGAAAUAUGAAAAUAAUACGAUAAAGUUUCAGCUGUCUUUGCCAUCUAAAUUAGUAGCACUUCAGCAAGAAGUGGCUAAAAGACUGAACCUGGAAGCUGGAACUUACUACAUCAGGUAUGAAGAUGAGGAAAAUGAGUUGAUUUUAAUAGCUUGCGACCAGGACUUACAAGAUUGUAUACACACUUUCAAAUCAUUGGGCAAAACUUCGGUUGUGGUGCAGCUUGAGCCCAAAUAGCUCAGUAUCCAUCGACCUUCUUGUAGUUUUUGACAUCGUUUGUUUUAAUUCGUGUGAUUUUCAAGUGCUUUUUUUAAUGGUAAUAAUACUGCUGCCCCAGUGAAAAGAUCAGCCCUUGGUGCUCUGUUUUGUUCAUUCAAGUCUGUAGUAGGAUGCGAGGAAUUUUGACUUCCAACGCUUUCAUUCCU